GCUCUCUCUCAGUCUUGCGCUGUGACCGUGUGUGCGCUGAGCUUGUGCAAAGAGAGAGAGAGCACAACAGAGAAGCGCCUAGGGCUUCACCGAGCUUUAGUUGAGUUUAGUCUCAACAGUGUUACUAUUUAAAACAGUCAGAGAGGAAGAGCGCACAACAUCUAGGAGAUAAGCAACCACAGAAACACACUUUAAAGUGAGACUGUGAGUGGUCUGGACACUCAUGGUCCUCUCCUGAGGCUGUGACUGCUUCACCAGGAGAGAUGUGAUCGUUGUGCGACUUAUUUAACACAGAGACACACCUGCUCCAUCCUCAGGUGGCGUUCCGAAGGACUGGAUUGCUGAAACGACACAGUGUUUACCAGAGGCCAGUGGACUGCACGCAGCCGGGGCGAACAUGGACUACCUGUGGGGGAUUGUACUGCUGCUGUGGACGCUCGGCGCACCGGAAAGAGGAACAGACGCACAGAGGAGCAAGAACAACGUACCCCGGCUCAAACUCUCAUAUAAAGAAAUGUUGGAGUCCAACAACCUGCUCACUUUCAACGGAUUGCCCAACAGCUCUGCCUAUCACACCUUUUUAUUGGACGAAGAGAAAGGUCGGCUCUUUGUGGGGGCAAAAGACCAUGUGCUGUCCUUCAACUUGGUGGACGUCAAUCUGGACAUGGAUCUGAUAUCCUGGCCUCCUUCACCUUCUCGGCGAGAUGAAUGCAAGUGGGCUGGGAAGGACGUCCAGAAGGAGUGCUCUAACUUCAUAAAGGUUCUGCAGCCGUUUAAUCAGACGCACUUGUAUGUGUGUGGAACAGGAGCCUUCCAUCCCGUCUGUGCUUAUGUGGAAGUGGGCAAACGCCCGGAGGACAACAUCUUUCGGCUAGGGUCAUCAAACCUUGAGAAUGGCCGUGGAAAGAGUCCCUAUGACCCCAAACUCCUGACUGCUUCCAUGCUGAUCGAUGGGGAACUUUAUGCUGGGACAUCAGCUGACUUCAUGGGCCGGGACUUUGCCAUUUUCCGAACGUUAGGCAAGCACCAUCCAAUCAGAACAGAGCAGCACGACUCCAGAUGGCUCAACGAUCCUAGAUUUAUCAGUGUGCAUCUCAUCCCAGAGAGCGAAAACCCUGAAGACGACAAGAUCUAUCUGUUCUUCAGAGAGAACGCUAUUGAUGGAGAGCAAAUCAGCAAAGCUACACAAGCCAGAAUCGGACAGUUGUGCAAGAACGAUUUUGGAGGCCACAGGAGUUUGGUGAACAAAUGGACCACCUUUCUGAAGGCCCGUUUAAUCUGCUCCGUUCCUGGCCUGAACGGCAUCGACACACACUUUGAUGAACUACAGGAUGUUUUUCUCAUGAGCUCCAAGGAUCCCAAAAACCCUAUUAUCUAUGCUGUAUUUACAACAUCCAGUAACAUCUUUAAGGGCUCAGCAGUGUGUAUGUACGGUAUGGCGGAUAUCAGGAGGGUGUUUCUGGGCCCCUAUGCCCACCGAGAUGGACCCAACUACCAAUGGGUACCGUUUUUGGGUAGAGUGCCAUAUCCAAGACCUGGCACGUGCCCCAGCAAAACGUUUGAUGGUUUUGAAUCAACAAAGGACUUUCCUGAUGACGUUAUCACUUUUGCCAGAAGCCAUCCGGCCAUGUACAACCCAGUGUUCCCCAUCAACAACCGUCCAAUCAUAAUCAAAACCGAUGUUGACUAUCAGUUUACUCAGAUAGUGGUGGACAGGGUGGAGGCAGAGGACGGCCAGUAUGAUGUUAUGUUUAUUGGCACUGACAUGGGCACAGUUCUUAAGGUGGUUUCCAUCCCCAGAGGAACAUGGCAUGACCUUGAAGAAGUCCUGUUGGAAGAGAUGACUGUGUUCAGAGAGCCAUCAGCUAUUACUGCGAUGGAACUCUCCACAAAGCAGCAACAGCUCUAUCUGGGAUCCGCCAUUGGGGUUUCUCAAAUGCCGCUGCAUCGCUGUGACGUGUACGGGAAGGCCUGCGCUGAGUGCUGUCUGGCGCGUGAUCCUUACUGCGCCUGGGACGGCUCACAGUGUUCCCGAUACUUUCCAACUGCUAAGAGGUACAUUGAGGAACAAGAGGCAGACGGAGAGAGAGGUUUGCUGGAUAAGACAGUGUAUGGGGUUGAAAACAGCAGCUCUUUUCUGGAGUGCAGUCCUAAAUCCCAGCGUGCCCUUAUUUACUGGCAGUUUCAGAGACACGGAGAGGACCUCAAACAAGAGAUAAAGUCAGAUGAGCGGGUGUUGGGCACAGAACAGGGUCUGUUGAUCCGAACCCUCCAUCAGAAGGACUCGGGUGUGUAUUACUGCCAUGCUGUUGAACACGGCUUCAUCCAGACCCUCCUCCGCCUCACGCUCAAUGUCAUUCCCACCGAACACCUGGAUGACCUCCUGCACCGAGACACACCCGACAGCAACGACCCGGCCAACGGCAAGAUGUGGUACCGCAACUUCCUGUCCCUCAUCAACCCACCGAGCCCAAACAGCGUCGACCAGCUCUGCGAGCAGGUUUGGAAAAGAGAACGGAAACAGCGUAGACAGAAAUCCAAUCUGCUGCACGCCAGCCAAUCACACGCCAGCCAGCUAAUCCACCCCAGCCAAUCACACACCAGUAAGUGGAAGCUGCUACAGGAAAACAAGAAAGGACGCAAUCGCAGGACCCACGAGAUGCAGCGGGUGCCCCGCAGCGUGUGACAUGGACUCUAAAUAAAAAAGGAUGAGGAAAUCCAACAGACUUCUAUUGAGACUGGAGAAAGGAAGAGCGGAAUUCCGCUUCCUGUAGUAUGUGCAAGAGAUUUACUUAUGAACCAGAGCACAUCUUCAUUCACACGUAUUGAGACUCUAACUCUGAGAGGACUUAACAGGACACAAGAUGCAAACAGACACUGAAAUACCUGUAAAUAUGACAUAAAUACAAAAAUAUACCGUGAGAUAUAUACCGUCUGUAUAAAAACCAUGUUUCAUUUAUGAGGGACAAAACAUGGAUGCUGAAAGACCACUGUUUAACCUCCAUUUAGCUGAAGCACAAUGCAUUCUGGGUAAUGAACUUGUCAGUAAUAUUAUGUGUAUAGAGUGUGUUGACCUUAACAUAUACUGUAUAUCUUUGUAUUGAAAUGGUAGGCCCAUCUGUUUAUGUAUGUAUCCAUUAAUUAAGGAUUUGUUCAUUAGGUUUUAUUCUUUCUUUUCCCCUAUUUCUAUCUUCCUCCUUGUCUUUUCUAUUUUCAUCUGCUGCAAAAGCAAUGCCUCGCAAAUCCAUUAAUGGAACUGUGUUCUUCCUCUGAAUAAGCUCUUCUUGACAAGAAAAAAUAACUAUAAAUCUUUUCUGUUAUUUUUUUUAGAUUAAUAUUUAAUUUUGUACUGUGCCAGAGUAUAUCUAAAAUAUUACAUAAUAGAUUUAUUUUAUUAUUAGUUGUCCUCAUUGUAAACCACUGCACCAUGAGGGUAAACAAACCCUCUUCACUAAUUUUUUCUCCUCAGUUAAGUUAUUUGUUGUCAUGAUUUUGUCUAUGUUCACAUUUGCGUUUAUUUAAAAGUAUUGUGGUCGAGUAUGUGAAAUACGGUGGCAUUUAUUAAGGGGUAUUGCCGUCAUGUUGUCAUGUCUGUCACACAUGCUUGGGAAAAUACUGGUUUUCACAAAAAAACAAUCCACACUACUACUUAGGAGAAUAUAUGUUUUUCAGCUGAAGAAUAAUUCUGUUUAACAAUUCUGCAUAACAUUUAUUA
This is a messenger RNA of Sinocyclocheilus anshuiensis, 3715 nucleotides long. Its product is annotated as semaphorin-3ab-like. Gene Ontology annotation, molecular function: semaphorin receptor binding; chemorepellent activity; neuropilin binding. Gene Ontology annotation, biological process: positive regulation of cell migration; semaphorin-plexin signaling pathway; negative chemotaxis. The transcript is spliced from 16 exons. The record is from RefSeq and is a predicted model, not a curated record. The coding region runs from base 398 to 2686 and encodes 762 amino acids. Gene Ontology annotation, cellular component: plasma membrane; glutamatergic synapse; axon. NCBI's taxonomy places the organism in Eukaryota, Metazoa, Chordata, Actinopteri, Cypriniformes, Cyprinidae.